CGAGCUUCAGUCGUUUUGCUGAAGACGCAGACGAUGUUUAACAUGAGCCCAAGGUCUACCGCCGAGAACCCCAAUACCACCCUGCGCUACCGCCGCCUGUGUCACCAGAGAACAGACCCCACGUGGAGAAAGUUUUGGAAGAGAAAGACAAUCUUCAUUCAUCACCACACCUGAGGAAGUCUUUUGUGCAAGGACUGCCAAACCAUGAUGGCAGAAUCUCUGCCCUGCUGUGGCCCCAUGGGCACACUGGCCGGAUGGGAGUUGGAAGCCUGGUAUGAAGAUCUACAGGACAUCUUGUGUUCAGAAAUAAAGAAUGCAGACUCUUUCCAAGCUGCUGGGUGUGAAGAGCAGAAUGGGCAGAUGCCAGUGGAUGCUUCCAAUGACCUUUAUCAAUGGACAUUUGAGACAGACUGUCCUUUAUCCGUGGAGCUCAGUGAUGAAGAUGUUAUUGCUUUAGAAGCUGUUGUAGACCAGCUUCCUACUGAGGUUUUGGAAUUUAUUAGCCCUGUGCCCCUUAAUGACAAUAUUGCUCCCUCUGAGUCUCAAGAGACUGAAAAUGUCCAGAGUGCAGCAUCUGAACCAGAACCUUGCUACAGCAGCUCUCCAUCCCAAAUCCACACAGAGGAUGAGGAAUCCAGCACUAGCUUGUGUGGCACAAAGAGAAAGAGGAGCAGUAAACAAAGAGGAGGGAAGGUUCGUGUGAAGGAGCGAGAACAAGAGAAUGACAAGAAAGUGUCCUAUCUGGUGGCUGAGAAUGAACGAUUGAAAGCUGAGAUUGAACGUCUAAGUGUAGAAGUGGAGAAAACUAGGAAAGAUUUGAUCGAAAGGAUGGUGAACCUUAAAAGGGUUUAAAUUUAAGACCAAAGACUGGACUGAGUGGUAUGAACAGCAUUUAGAAUGUUUUGAUGUCUGCAUGGACACUCCUUCACCGUGAUGGAUCUUGUACAGUUCUUUUUUUUAUUUUGUUUCCUAAAACAAAACCAGGACUAAUGGCUAGCUGUUUAGUUUGGGGACCUACAUCUUGUGUAUGUUUAAACUGUUUAUUGGAUAGUAUGGCAACUUUAUCUAAAGCAGACCAGUUAACUAAAACCUGGGGUUUAUUUUCACUUUCCAGUUGGCUCUCCAGUACUUGGUGACCACACAAUUCCAAAACUGGGGAUUAUCCAGGUUUCAACAUAUAUCAAACGUGGACAGGCUGUGUGGGCCUUGGGCUGGCUUAAACUGCUACUCUAAUUCCCUUAAGCAGUUUGCAAAUGUUUGAGUGCAUGCUAGGAAUUGUCUGCACAAGACAUUAACUAGAAGUGCAAAUAACAAUUUAAACUUAAGCUUUAAGAAGUACUCUGGGUUCUAGUUAACUGGUCUUAACACUUGCAAAACCGUUAUAUAGAACUUCUGUCUAGGAUUUCUCUUCAUAUA
Molecule: messenger RNA, 1416 nt
Organism: Pelobates fuscus (common spadefoot toad)
Lineage: Eukaryota; Metazoa; Chordata; Amphibia; Anura; Pelobatidae
Gene: DDIT3
Product: DNA damage inducible transcript 3
Exons: 4
Coding region: 205-852 (215 amino acids)
Biological process (GO): positive regulation of intrinsic apoptotic signaling pathway; ER overload response; intrinsic apoptotic signaling pathway in response to endoplasmic reticulum stress
Cellular component (GO): cytoplasm; CHOP-C/EBP complex; CHOP-ATF4 complex
Molecular function (GO): protein heterodimerization activity; DNA-binding transcription activator activity, RNA polymerase II-specific; RNA polymerase II cis-regulatory region sequence-specific DNA binding
Source: RefSeq, a predicted model, not a curated record